CGAGCCGCCUGCGAGGCUUUUUUCGUCUGGAAUUCUGCGGGUUUAUAAAUGAUUCAUAGAGUGAGCCUAUUUUUAAGAGGAGUAAAUUGCGCGCAGUUCGCACAGUCAGCCAGUGUGUUACUAUCAGCAAUGAGUGCGUGUUCUGUUUUCGCGUGAGCGCUUGCGUGUGAGUGAAAGCCGGUCACCAAUCUGCAGAGGAGACGGAGAGGAGAUUCCAGACGACAGAAACAGUAAGCGUGUGGAAACUUCGUGAGAGACAGUCACAUUUUUUUUGGCUUUAAUCCUGGAGUUUGAUCGAAUAUAUCGUCAAAGCCUGCCAGCCAGUAUAGCCGUUGGACAAGGGAAUCAACUGUUGCUGCAGUAGACCGUUUUCAAAGGGACAUUAGGCUAGUCACAAUUCAUCAAGUCUGUGUUGCUGAAUCUAUACAUGAGUUUGAGAAUGGAUUUUUAACCAUCACCGUGACCAAGUUUAUUUAUUGUGCUGCGCGCUGGAUACAUGUUGUUUAUGGUCUGUUCUGAUACUGCAUAGAGAAUACAUGCUCUUCCAGAAUGAUCCCACUCCACGCCUCUCCUGGCUUUUUCAUAUUGUUUUAUCAGAUGUUUGUAUCAGACAGUAGCAGUUGCUUGUAGGCAAGAAGGCACGUUUGGGCUAUUUGAACCAUUCCAACGGCAUUUGGAGGAUUAGAGUGGUUUGUUUAUUUCUCUGUGACCUUGCCUCUCCGGCAUUAAUCCAGACGGAUAGAUGCUGAUGAUGGAGAAGAACGGCAUGGACGCGCAUCAGGUUGGAAUCAAUCAUGAAUACGAGCUGGAGGGCCGGCCUCGGUCAUGCUGGCCGCUGCCGCCGUGUCCUGAGGAUUUCCCACGGGGAGUGGAUGAAGCAAAUCGAGGUCUGCCCCUGGCAUCUAUCAAACUGGAGCAGCUUCAGUACAACGUGCCGACAUGCCGCGGCGGAGCAGCCGAGGGAAGAGGUGGCGCACCCGUAGAGCUCAAACAUCCAUCCGGCGCCCCGGUCCCUAUCGCACCCGGCGCACCUACAUGCAUGUCGGGGGCUUCCCUCGACGUGGCUGGCCAGCUGCGCAAAGCCAAGUCGUCCCGGAGGAACGCGUGGGGAAACCAGUCGUACGCGGACCUCAUCACGCGUGCCAUUGAGAGUGUCCCGGAGAAGAGACUCACUCUGUCGCAGGUUUACGAUUGGAUGGUGCGCUUUGUCCCUUAUUUCAAGGAUAAAGGCGACAGCAAUAGUUCAGCUGGAUGGAAGAACUCCAUCCGCCACAACCUGUCUCUCCACACUCGGUUUGUCCGUGUCCAGAAUGAGGGGACAGGGAAGAGUUCCUGGUGGAUGCUGAACCCAGAGGGAGGGAAGAUGGGGAAGGGACCGCGACGACGCGCCACCACAAUUGACUGCCCCAACGGCACCAAGUACCUGAAGAGUAAAGGACGGGCCAGGGGUAAGAGGCCUGGAGCCGGAGCUGGCAGUGGAGCUGUUGGUCGGGGCAGGCGGCAGGGUUAUGGCCUGGGUCACGGGGCUCGACCGGGGAUGCAUCAGGGGUCUCCGGAGCAUGGUAGUCCUGCAGGGAAGGGCGGAGCAGGGGUGGGAGGAGAGGAGUACGAUGCCUGGACGGAUCUCCACUCCCGGACCUCCUCUUCGGCUUCGACACUUAGUGGCUGCCUUUCUCCCAUCCUGGCCGAGGCUGAGCCAGAUGAGCCAGAGGAAGGAGGCCUUUCCUGCUCCACCUCCCCCCGCCUCUAUCCUAGCCCUACCGCAACUCGCUCCCCUGCCCUGGGCACUGGGGGGCACUGCCCAGGAACCUCCUUGGAGCUGCCCCAACUCACUGACCUGACUGGGGCUAUCAGCCUGGAAGAGGGCUACCCCCACCCCCAGAACCACCAAACCCAGCCUCGUAAUGGCUACCCCAGCCCCUACGGCACCGGCCCCAAGGGGGAAGGCUCCUACUGCGGCCCCGUCUACGGGCAGCCGCCCCUGGCCAUGCUGCAGCUCCAUGCCCCCAUGCCCAUGCAGACCAUUCAGGAGAACAAGCGAGCCAGCUUCCAGCGCCCCCUGAGGGCCUACUCAGAGAACAAUGCACUGCAGAGCCUGCUGACCGGAGGGCCUGGAGGUCCUCAGUACUGCAGUAAGGACAUGGUCACACUGGGAGGGCAAGGAGGGGAGUCACACACGCUGCUGUCCCAUGUAACCAACGGGGUUCACAAUCAGAGUCGCAGCAGCCACAAUCAUAGCCAUAGCAACCAUAAUCAUAAUAACCACGAGCAUGGACACAAUUCAGGCCCACACAAUGGUCACGGCUCAGUUCAUGACCAGAACCCCAGCGGUCAUCAUCAGAAUGGCCUCCACAACCAUGGUCAACCCAACCUGGACUAUAACCAUAGCCACAAACAACACCUCAGCCCGGCCACUGACUACAACCAGAGUCACAACCACAAACUGAACACAAGCCAUGACCACACUCACCAGUCCAACCAGGGUCACCUCCACGGUCACCUCCAGGGUGGACCCAGACCUCCAGCCCUCCAGGCUCUUUCUCCCAGAGUCAACACAGACAUCCUGCAGCCCUACAGCCUCAAAACCCCCACCCCAACUCCUAGCCACUAUGGCCCCCUCGCCCCCCACCUCCCCACCCCCAACCCCUCGUCCCUUCCCUCCAACCCUGCCUCUGUUCUCGACAUACCCCAGGACCCCUGCCUCCGCCUGGCCUCCGCCCCGGCACCUCACCCCCACCCUCGCCACCAGCCCUACCCCGGUACCACCUACCACCAGGGUAUAACUAUGACUGACUCCUGGCAUGGCUACUACCACCACACUCUCCACCCCACCCAGAACUACCAGGGCCACCCCCACCACAGCACUCACCACCCCAGCCGCAUGGCUCCAGACCUGGAUGUAAACGUAGACAUUCUCCCCAGCAGCCUAGACUGUGACGUGGAGUCCAUCCACCUCAAUGACUUCAUGGACACAGAGGGGAUGGGGAUGGACUUCAACUUUGACGGCUCCCUGUCUCAAGGUGUGGGCAUGGGCAUGAGCAUAGCCGCUUUCGCCGGAGCGCCGCAGGGACAUCACAGCCAGAACUGGGUGCCUGGGUGAAGGGGAUUGGUCAGGGAAGCCCAAGGACCAAUCAGGACACAGCAGAAAGGCUUUUACCCACAAGGCCGAGCUGCAGAGGUCAGAGGUUAGGGAUCAGGGUCGGAGCGUACCCUUGGACUGACUGAUUGACUGUGAUGCUUAAUGCUCCAAGACAAAAUAACUGAAUGUGUCUUGUCAUGUUGUUUCCUGAGGGUCCCUUUAACUGUACAAUCUAUGUUCUCUCAUUCUUUCUCUUCCUCUCUCUUUGUUCAUUCUAUCCCUUUCUCUCCCUCUCUCUGUGUUCUCUUUCUCAUUCCUUCUACACUCUAGUGGUGCCACAGCACCCUCCCAGCUCUGUGCUAUCCCCCUGGUUCAUGUCCUUCAGUUUGUCUGCUCUACUUUAUCAAUCAUUUCUUGGCCAUCCAUAAGCUCUCAAGCACUUUACAUCCGUCGCUUUCAAAACAGAUGCAGUAUAACAAAGACCAGGGGAAAGUCAGUCUCUGUUGGCUUAAGUUGAAUUUAUGCAAACCCCUUUAUUAUCCAUCUCUUCUUAUAAAAAAGAGAGAGGCGGUAUCUUACUUGAGAACAGGAUCAAAGAACUGCAUAAAUAAAUGGGUUCAGCAGGUUGAGAUGCGGGUGCUUUUCAGAAUGUUUUGCAUACUGGUUGGAAAGUAGGGAGGUCGGGUGGAUGGAAGGAGGGAUGGAUGCAGAGUAGGAAGAGGGGGUUGGCUGCACCACGGUCAGUGCAAAUUCUCCUUCUUCCUCAAUGAUGGAGGGAUGAAAAGAGGCAGGGAUAGAGGGAUGAAAAGAGGCAGGGAUAGAGGGAUGGAGGGAUGGAGGGAUGGAUUAAGGUCAGGAGUUCUCCAUCUCCCUGGUGGUGUCACCCACAAUAGAUGGAUGGAGAAAAAUGGAUGGAGGAUACAUAGAGGAUAGAUUGAGGAUAAGGUUGUUUGGUUGUUGUGUGCCCCAGUGUGGUCCAGGAGGACAGACAUCCAUCAGACAGCCUUCAUCACCAACUAGUUAAGUGCACAAUCUCCUCUUUAAUCUGUUGGAGUAAUUCGAUGGUGAUGCAUCACUAUUGCAAAUUUAAUGUGUUGCUCCCCCCUCCCAUUCACCUCCAUCCGGACACACACACACACACACACACACACACACGCACACACACACACACACACACACACACACACACACACACACACACACACACACACACACACACACACACACACACACACACACACACACACACACACACACACACACACACACACACACACACACACACACACACACACACACUCUCUUUCUCGCUCUCUCACCAUUCACCAUUCACCUCCGGACAGACUUUGUCAAGGCUUAAUGUGUUUUGGCCAAAGUGAUGAUUAAGGUCACUGUGCACUAAAUAGCGGAGGAGGUAGAGAUGGAGGGAUGAGGGAGGAAAGAAGAAAUGCUAAUAUUCCCUCUGUGCCUCUUCCUCUCCAUUUGGUGGAUUUAUGUAGCUUUCCCCAUAAUGAAAUAAGGAGUGAUCAGGUCCUAUCCUCUCUGCAUCCCUUCCUCCCUGCCUCCCAUCCUCCCUGCCUCCCAUCCUCCCAUUCUCCCUGCCUCCCUGCCUCCCAUCCUCCCUGCCUCCCAUCCUCCCUGCCUCCCAUCCUCCCUGCCUCCCAUCCUCCCAUCCUCUCUGCCUCCCUGCCUCCCAUCCUCCCUGCCUCCCAUCCUCCCUGCCUCCCAUCCUCCCAUCCUCUCUGCCUCCUUGCCUCCCAUCCUCUCUUCCUCCUUGCCUCCCUGCCUCCCAUCCUCUCUGCCUCACUGCCUCCCUGCCUCCCAUCCUCCCAUCCUCCCUGCCUCCCAUCCUCGUGCCUCCCAUCCUCACUGCCUCCCUGCCUCCCAUCCUCCCUGCCUCCCUGACUCCCAUCCUCCCUGCCUCCCAUCCUCCCUGCCUCCCAUCCUCCCUGCCUCCCAUCCUCCCUGCCUCCCAUCCUCCCUGCCUCCCAUCCUCCCUGCCUCAUAUCCUCCCUGCAUCCCUGCCUCCCUCCUCCCUGCAUCCCUGCCUCCCAUACUCCCUGCCUGUCUGCCUCCCAUCCUCCCUGUCUCCCUGCCUCCCUGUCUGCCUGCCUGCCUCCCAUCCUCCCUGCCUCCAAUCCUCCCGGCCUCCCAUCCUCCCUGUAUCCCUGCCUCCCAUCCUCCCUGCCUCCCAUCCUCACUGCCUCCGAUCCUCCCUGCCUCCCAUCCUCCGUGCCUCCCUGCAUCCCAUCCUCCCUGCCUGCUCUGCUUCAUGAAUAGGGUUCUCAUUCAUCCCCAGCCUGGCUGCUUCCUCCAGCUGACCAACCACACAACACAACAGUUUACGCAGUCUAGAGUAUGUCCUAAAUGGCGCCCUCCUAAUUUUGGACCCUAUUCCCUCUACACAGCACACAUUUUGAACAGAGCCUCUAACGACAUCAACUCAGUCAUCAGUAUUCAGUAACCAUUAGUUAAAUCUGAAUUGGUACAAUAUCUCCUACUGCACUAAAACCUAAGCUUCUGGCCAAAAGUAGUGCCCUAGGUCUGCCCUAGGUUACUGUUAUUGGACUUGAUGUCCUCAGUCCUUUGACCUCAGUGCAGCCUUCUUUGUCCCCUCCUCCAUUCCACCUCUCACACUGGAGUUUAAAGCCUGACAUGUUUUACACUAGUGAAUUGGCACACUGAUUAACACAGUCAGCAAGAUAACAAUUAUUUGUUGCUAUCUUCCUUUCACAGGCCCUUUCCUCCUCUCCCUCUCUCUCUCUCUCUCUCUCUCUCUCUCUCUCUCUCUCUCUCUCUCUCUCUCUCUCUCUCUCUCUCUCUCUCUCUCUCUCUUUCUCUAUCAUUUAUGCUCUCUGUCUUUCUGUCUCUUUGUCCCUCUCUCUCUCGCCUCCCUCCGUCUCUCUUCUUCUAAUCACAUCCUCUCAUCCAGAGGUUAGAUGAAGGGGAAACAACAAUAAUUAACCGGCUAAAGAGAUCAAUUAUUUAUCAUUUUUAUUUCAUCCAAGUGGUGGUGUUUUCUCAUCUCAUCUUCAUGGCACCAGGUCAUAAUUCUCUCCGUUCAGAAAGCACAAGGGAGGUUUUUUGAGUUUAAGUUUAUGUGCAUCCAUUGAGAGGGGAAAGAACGUGCUUGAACAACAAGGUCCUCCUCUAGUCUGGUCGCAGAUCACAUUGUGUUAAAUGUACAAAGAGCAUAGGAGUGGCUGGCUAUAAACAAACAGAUCUGGGAUCAGUCCUUCCCCACUCCUCUCUUCAGAUUUCUAUCUGUUGCCUCGGUCUGGCUUUACUUUGCUGUUGUCUGUUUUUUUUGUGGUCGUUCUGUUCUGUGAUCGUCAGUGAGGUCCUUUGUCUUGAUAGGGUGCUUUUUGUUCGCAGCAUUUCUAUUCUAAAGGGGGAGAGAGAGAGUCCUUGAGUCUUUUCAUAGCACCUGCCCUGCUCGAGAUCGAGAGAGAAGGAUUGAGAGGCAGAGAAGGAGAGAUAUUUUUAGGGUAGAGGCUAGAAGGGAGGUAGAGGGACAGGGAGAGAACGAGGCAGAGAAAGGUAGAGAUAUGGGGAGGCUAGAAGGGAGGUAGAGGGAAGGAGAGAGAGAGGAGUAAGAGAGAGAGAGAGGCAGACUGUGAGACAGUAAUAUUUUCCAGCCGAGUAGCUUCCUGUGGAACUUGCCAUUUGAAUCAUGCCAAAUGUCAAGUGCUACUCUGCUGGCACCAACACACUAUGAUCAGAUAGCCAUGCUUCUGCUCUGAUCAGAUAACCAUGCUUCUGCUCUGAUCAAAGAGAAACAAAGAUGGGCAUCUUCACAGGGUUUUCUCUUCCUUUCAUUCGUCCUUUCUUUCUUUUUGACUUGAGAUGGCCUAUUGUUGUAACUCGACUGUAAUUUCGUAUCUGGCCCCAGUGUGCGCUUGCUUGUGUGUUGAGUUGUGUGUGUGGGUGUGUGAAGCACACAUGAUGAUGUACAAGAUGAUGUACAGAACUGAUGAUGGAAAUACAUUGCCCUGUAAUAUCACUUGUCCUGGUCUCCUUCAUGCCUGGUGAGGCCAAAUGUCAAAAAGUUUUAAAACACCUGCUCAUCCAAGGGUUUUUCUUUAUUUUUACAAUUUUCUACAUUGUAGAAUAAUAGUGAAGACAUAAAAACGAUGAAAUAACACAUAUGGAAUCAUGUAGUAACCAUAAAAAGGUUAAACAAAUCAAAAUAUAUUUUAUAUUUGAGAUUCUUCAACUAGCCACCCUUUGCCAUGAUGACAGCUUUGCACACUCUUGGCAUUCUCUCAUCCAGCUUCACCUGGAAUGCUUUUCCCACAGUCUUGAAGGAGUUCCCACAUAUGGUGAGCACUUGUUGGCUUCACUCUGCGGUGCGACUCAUCCCAAACCAUCUCAAUUGGGUUGAGGUCGGGUGAUUGUUGAGGCCAGAUCAUCUGAUGCAGCACUUCAUCACUCUUCUUCUUGGUCAAAUAGCCCUGACACAGCCUGGAGGUGUGUUGGGUCAUUGUCAAGUGGAAAAACUAAUGAUAGUCCCACUAAGCCAAAACCAGAUUGGAUGGUGUAUCGCUGUAGAGUGCUGUGGUAGCCAUGCAGGUUAAGUGUGCCUUAAAUUCAAAAUACAUCAGAGACAGUGUCACCAGCAAAGCACCCCCACACCAUAACACCUCCUCCUCCAUGCUUCACGGUGGGAAAUACACAUGAGGAGAUAAUCUGUUCACCCACAUCGCAUCUCACAAAGACACGGCGGUUAGAACCAAAAAUCUACAAUUUGAAUCCAGACCAACGGACCAAUUUCCACCAGUCAAAUGUCCAUUGCUCGUGUUUCUUGGCCGAAGCAAGUCUCUUCUUAUUAUUGGUGUCCUUUAGUAGUGGUUUCUUUGCAGCAAUUCGACCAUGAGAGCCUGAUUCACACAGUCUCCUCUGAACAGUUGAUGUGUCUGUUACUUGAACUCUGUGAAGAAUUUAUUUGGGCUGCAAUUUCUGAGGCUGGUAACUAUAAUUAACUUAUCCUCUGCAGCAGAGGUAACUCUGGGUCUCCCUUUCCUGUUGCGGUGCUCAUGAGAGCCAGUUUCAUCAUAGCGCUUUAUAGUUUUUGUGACUGCACGUGAAGAAACUUUCAAAGUGCUUUAAAUGUUCCGAAUUGACUGACCUUCGUGUUUUAAAGUAAUGAUGUGCUGUUGUUUCUCUUUGCUAAUUUGAGCUGUCCUUACGAUAAUAUGGACUUUAUCUUUUACCAAAUAGGGCUAUCUUUUGUAUAUCCCCCUACCUUGUCACAACACAACUGAUUGGCUCAAACGCAUUAAGAAGGAAAGAAAUUCCACAAAUGAACUAUUAAGAAGGGCAUCUGUUAAUUGAAAUGCAUUCCAGGUGACUACCUCAUGAAGCUGGUUGAGAGAAUGCUAAGAGUGUUCAAAGCUGUCAUCAAGGCAAAGGAUAGCUAUUUGAAGAAUUUCAAAUAUAUUUAGAUUUGUUUAACACUUUUUUGGUUACUACAUUAUUCCAUAUGUGUUAUUUCAUAGUUUUGAUGUCUUCACUAUUAUUGUACAAUGUAGAAAAUAGGAAAAGUAAAGAAAAACCCUUGAAUGAGUAGGUGUUCUAAAACCUUUGACCGGUAGUGUACUGUAUACACACACACACACACACACACACACACACACACACACACACACACACACACACACACACACACACACACACACACACACACACACACACACACACACACACACA
Molecule: messenger RNA, 8788 nt
Organism: Oncorhynchus keta (chum salmon)
Lineage: Eukaryota; Metazoa; Chordata; Actinopteri; Salmoniformes; Salmonidae
Product: forkhead box protein O6-like
Exons: 2
Coding region: 743-3100 (785 amino acids)
Biological process (GO): regulation of transcription by RNA polymerase II
Cellular component (GO): nucleus
Molecular function (GO): RNA polymerase II cis-regulatory region sequence-specific DNA binding; DNA-binding transcription factor activity, RNA polymerase II-specific
Source: RefSeq, a predicted model, not a curated record